Messenger RNA from Ctenopharyngodon idella (grass carp), 1608 nucleotides. RefSeq names its product serine/threonine-protein kinase SBK1. The transcript has 4 exons. Gene Ontology annotation, molecular function: protein serine/threonine kinase activity; ATP binding. Gene Ontology annotation, biological process: peptidyl-serine phosphorylation; peptidyl-threonine phosphorylation. NCBI's taxonomy places the organism in Eukaryota, Metazoa, Chordata, Actinopteri, Cypriniformes, Xenocyprididae. The record is from RefSeq and is a predicted model, not a curated record. Bases 428 to 1450 code for a protein of 340 amino acids.
CUAAAGAUACAAGGUACGAAAUGAGAGCGCUAAAGACAUCAAAGAGAAGAACUGAAAAGGUUAGGAGUUUUUGCCAGUAGUGACAAAUUGCCUGUCAGCUAAAAACUCAAAAGUAACAUCCAAAAGGAGGGGUAACAGCAGCGAGAGCACAUGUGAGAGAAUUAGGGUAUAGAGAGAGACAGCGAGAGAGAAAGAGAGAGUAGACUAUUGAACUGUAAGCAGAGGACAUGAGAGAUGCAAUAUCAAUCAGUAUAUGUACUCAGCAGAGGCAAAAGAAACUGUAACCUGUAAGCUGAUUUAUGACCGGUUGACCUGCCGUUGCCCAUUUGACCUGCAGCUUUCAGUGACCUGAGUUUAUGGACAGACUGAUCGAUAGAGAACAGCACCUCUAAAUUCUCUUUUAGCCUUCAACAACAGCAAAUGAAAAAUGACAACUGCCACAAGACUUUUGGAUGAGCUGUGUCACUUAACGGUUCAGUCUCUAGAAUCACUAGAACCCUUAGAUCACUUCCAAGUUAUUAAACUUCUUGGAGAGGGUUCAUACGGCAAAGUUAUGUUAGCGGUGCACAAGAAGAGAGGAACCCCAAUGGCCCUUAAAUUCUUUCUGCGAGAAUCCACAUCUCUCCUGUCCUUUCUGAGGGAAUAUAACCUGUCUUUGGCCUUCUGCACCCACCCUUCACUUACCUCAGCUUUGGGCAUUGCUUUCUCCACUCCUACUCACUACGUGUUCGCCCAGCAACCUUGCCUCUACGGCGACCUCUAUGAUGUCAUCGUUCCUGAGGUUGGUUUGGAAGAGAGCCGUGCCCAGGGAGUGGCUUCCCAGAUCAGCGGUGCCCUCUCUCACCUCCAUUCCCUUGGCUUUGUCCAUCGAGAUGUCAAACCGGAAAACAUCUUCCUAUGUGACCGUAACUGUCAUUGGGUCAAGCUUGGUGAUUUUGGCAUGGUCAAGGCUGCAGGGACCAGGGUACCGUGCGUGUGGUACAGUUCCCCUUACUGCACACCUGAGGCUGAGAUUGCAAGGAAGGGGGAGGAGAUUGAUUUGGGCCACUCAGAGGUGGAUGACAAUGGGAACAAGCCAAAAGGGGACUCUGGAAAGACUCGAAGGAUGUUGGUGUCUGUGGAGCCCAGUACAGACAGUUGGGCACUAGGCAUUCUAAUCUACGCCAUGCUUAUGGGGAGCCUUCCGUGGUCUGAGACUGUUUCAGACAACACUGCAUAUAAAAGCUAUCUAAAGUGGAGCAAUUGGGAAGGUUUGGCAUUACAAGAGAGAGGGUCAGAUCAACCUGAGGACUUCCACCAGGUGGCAACCCAGUUUGCUGCAUUCACCCCUCUUGCAACAUGUCUUCUCAAAUCCCUGCUCCAUCCACAGCCCAGGCUUCGUGGCAGGCCAGAUGAAGUGGGAAGGUACCUGGGAGGAGCCUGGCUAUCAGACAAGGAUGUCAGUGGGUGAUGCAACAAAGGAAAGACAGGACUGAGGUUGUUGUCAUCUGGACUAUUCACUCUAUGGUGGCAAGAAUGGCAAUCACUUUUUAGAAGAGGUUCUGAUGGUAAUCUGUUGCCAGUUUUAAAAUAUAAGACUGUUGUUUAAUACAUUCUAUAUAUUCAUAA